AUGUCCAAUAACAGAAUACUUAAUAUUCCAUCAAGUAAUUUAUAUUUUCUAUGAUUAGCUGCUUCAUCAAAAUAAUCAUCACUUUAAUCAUGCAAAAAUAUUGAACAUUCCCCUACUAUUUAUUAGUUAAUACUCUCAUAAUUUUGUAAAAAUUAAAAAGUAGAUAAAUACUAAAAAUCUGUACCAUACCUGUCAUCUGAUAAAUCUCUUAUCCAAAAUUUACAAUAAAAAAUCAUAGAACUCACAAAUAAAGUUGAUUAUCUAACUUAGGAAAAUAAAAUACUUAAGUAAAAUAGAGUAAAUUCAUUAGAUGUAUAUUUUUAACUUAUAUAUAUUAGAAUAUUCAAUAUAAAUAUUUAUAAAUGAACAAUUAUACCAAAUUGUUAGAAUAAUUGCAAUAAUUUAAAUUAGAAAACAUGUCAUUAAAACAAAGUCUAUUUCAAUUAAAGAUAGAUUUCUAAAUCUCAAUAAACCCUUUAAAAUAAAUAAUUAAUCAUUAUAUUACAGUGCCUCAGCAUGAUAUUAAAGAUGUGUUUGAAUUAAGACUUUCUCAAUUAGAAGGUGAGAAUUAAUAAUUAAUUUUAGAAUAAAUUUCUUUAUAAAAGUCAAAAUGUGAAUUAUUGAAUUUGGAAAGAACUUAAUUACUUGAACAGAACAAUUAAAUAGAAAAUGAACUUCAUUAAUGUAAAUAAAAGUUAGAAUAUAAAAUCAAAUAAUGA
Paramecium pentaurelia is the source of this 719-nucleotide messenger RNA. Lineage: Eukaryota; Ciliophora; Oligohymenophorea; Peniculida; Parameciidae. The record is from the annotation of a GenBank genome assembly.